This is a messenger RNA of Polypterus senegalus (gray bichir), 549 nucleotides long. It is a transcript of the gene rpl23, whose product is annotated as ribosomal protein L23. The transcript has 5 exons. Gene Ontology annotation, biological process: translation. The coding region runs from base 76 to 498 and encodes 140 amino acids. Gene Ontology annotation, cellular component: cytosolic large ribosomal subunit; ribosome. Lineage: Eukaryota; Metazoa; Chordata; Cladistia; Polypteriformes; Polypteridae. Gene Ontology annotation, molecular function: large ribosomal subunit rRNA binding; structural constituent of ribosome. The record is from RefSeq and is a predicted model, not a curated record.
GGGGGUAUGAAGCCACAGAGUGUAGCUUAUAUCCCAUGAAUCUCUGCGGGUCGUUCUCUCUUUCCUUGAGCCGACAUGUCUAAGAGAGGACGUGGUGGUUCAUCUGGUGCGAAGUUUCGCAUCUCCCUGGGUCUCCCAGUGGGAGCUGUCAUCAACUGUGCAGACAAUACAGGAGCCAAGAACCUGUACAUUAUCUCCGUUAAGGGGAUCAAAGGUCGCCUCAACAGGCUACCUGCUGCUGGUGUUGGUGACAUGGUGAUGGCAACAGUGAAGAAAGGCAAGCCUGAGCUCAGAAAAAAGGUGCAUCCUGCGGUGGUGAUACGACAACGAAAAUCUUUUAGAAGAAAAGAUGGAGUUUUCCUCUAUUUUGAAGAUAAUGCAGGGGUAAUAGUGAACAACAAAGGAGAAAUGAAAGGAUCUGCAAUUACAGGACCAGUUGCAAAGGAAUGUGCAGACUUGUGGCCUAGGAUUGCUUCAAAUGCAGGCAGCAUUGCAUAAUUUUCAAUCCUGUUUUUUCAAAUUGGUGUAAUAAAAAUCUGUGUUGCCAAA